CAGAUGUCCAACAGAAGCUCCAUCACCGCGUUCCUCCUCCUGCCAUUCACAGACACGCGGGAGCUGCAGCUCCUGCACUUCGGGCUCUUCCUGGGCAUCUACCUGGCUGCCCUCCUGGGCAACGGCCUCAUCCUCACCGCCAUAGCCUGCGACCACCGCCUCCACACCCCCAUGUACUUCUUCCUCCUCAACCUCGCCCUCCUUGACCUGGGAUCCAUCUCCACCACUCUCCCCAAAGCCAUGGCCAAUUCUCUCUGGGACACCAGGGCCAUUUCCUAUUCAGGAUGUGCUGCACAGGUCUUUUCAUUUGUCUUCCUGAUAUCAGCAGAGUUUUAUCUUCUCACUGUCAUGUCCUAUGACCGCUACAUUGCCAUCUGCUACCCUCUGUACUACGGAACCCUGAUUGACAGCAGAGCUUGUGCCAAGAUGGCAGCAGCUGCCUGGGGCAGUGGGGUUCUCACUGCUGUGCUGCACACUGCCAAUACAUUUUCAAUACCUCUUUGUGAAGGCAAUGCUGUGGACCAGUUCUUCUGUGAAAUCCCCCAGAUCCUCAAGCUCUCCUGCUCAGAGGCCUACCUCAGGGUAAUUGGGGUACUUGUGGUUAGUGUCUGUGUAGUGUUUGGUUGUUUUGUUUUCAUUGUGCUGUCCUAUGUGCACAUCUUCAGGACUGUGCUGAGGAUGCCCUCAGAGCAGGGCAGGCACAAAGCCUUUUCCACGUGCCUCCCUCACCUGGCCAUAGUCUCCCUGUUUGUCAGCACUGCCAUGGUCGCUGGCCUGAAACCCAGCUCCAUCUCCUCCCCAUCCCUGGACUUGCUGGUGUCGGGUCUGUACUCUGUGGUGCCUCCAGCAGUGAACCCCCUCAUCUACAGCAUGAGGAACCGGGAGCUCAAGGUUGCACUUCAGAAACUAUGUGGAUAUUUUUCAGCAGCCCUAAACUGCCUCCAUCAUUCUGCAUGUGACUUCCAGUGUAUGUCUUGA
Molecule: messenger RNA, 978 nt
Organism: Cygnus olor (mute swan)
Lineage: Eukaryota; Metazoa; Chordata; Aves; Anseriformes; Anatidae
Product: olfactory receptor 14A16-like
Exons: 1
Coding region: 4-978 (324 amino acids)
Biological process (GO): G protein-coupled receptor signaling pathway
Cellular component (GO): membrane
Molecular function (GO): G protein-coupled receptor activity; olfactory receptor activity
Source: RefSeq, a predicted model, not a curated record